CGGGUUAGCAGACUUGGAAGACAUCAUCGGAUAUAUAUAUAUAUAUAUUAUAAAUAUCGCUCGAGUGGCAAAGUAAGCAAGUCAGUUCUCAAUAGUAACAGUACCCAAAAAACUUAAGUACCUACCUCCUGAUUUACUCGAAAUCACCAUACCACACAACACAACACACCAACGAAACAUAAAUCCACCCUCGCAAACAUGCCUCUCGAGAACAAAUCUACCAACCAAGAAGACUCCGGCGUAACCGGCGCCGCCAAGUUCGUCACCAGCACCGUGGGUAACGUCGCCGGCGGCGUAGGCCGAACAGCAGGCGGCGUAGUUGGCGCCGCGACCCGCGGGCUCGGCGACACUAUCACAAGCGCCACGGGAUCAGCCGGCAAGCCCGUCGGCGACGCGCUAAGCUCCGUCGGCACUGGCGUCCAGGACGGCGCCGAGGACACAUAUAACAACAACAACGACGACGACAACAACGACAACAACAACCCCCAAUAA
This is a messenger RNA of Daldinia vernicosa, 492 nucleotides long. RefSeq lists its product as uncharacterized. The transcript is spliced from 2 exons. NCBI's taxonomy places the organism in Eukaryota, Fungi, Ascomycota, Sordariomycetes, Xylariales, Hypoxylaceae. The record is from RefSeq and is a predicted model, not a curated record. Bases 199 to 492 code for a protein of 97 amino acids.